AUGUUGCCCGGCUCGAGUCUCCAGGAGAAUUUUGAGUGCAUCUGUAGCAAUUACGGAUUUGGCAGGCCGCACCCAGUUUCCAGGUCGACGUGGUACCAACAUCUUCAAGAGGCUGGUUCGGAGGAGGAGAGACAGAAAAUUCGACUUCAUAAAGAAGGUGGGCAACAUGCUGAUCAGAACACUUCCUCUGGUUCCCAGCUUCCUCUUGGCGCCUGCCGUGCUGCUACAAUCAGAGUACUCGCAAAACGAGCUCAAGAGAAUAGCAACAAUGAUCGUAUUGGACGGCGAAAACGGGCGAAAACCCCGCUAGUGGAGCCACUGCAGCCUGGCCAACAAGGAGGAAACGCUGAUGCGGACAUUAACUAUAAUUUUGAUGACAAAAACAAUAUGCCAUCACCUAUGCGAGAGCUGUCUCCUCCCCAUGACCCGACUCCUCCUCGUAUCCCAUCUCCUCCUCAUGACCUGACUCCUCCCCAUGACCCGACUCCUCCUCAUGGCCCAUCUCCUCCUCUUAGCCCAUCUUCUCCUCGAGGCCCGUCUCCUUCUCGUGGCCCAUCUCCUCCUCGUGGCCCGUCUCCUCCUCGUAACCCAUCUCCUCCUCUUGGCCCGUCUCCUCCUCGUGAUAUCGAGUUUGAACGGAGGAAAAGGCCUGACAUUGAUCUUGAGGUGCUUGCACAGAGUGCGGUUCUCCCAAAAAUCAAGGAUGCAAUGGGGUUUGUACUUAGCUUGCGGAGGGCAUCUCUAACGGACUUGCUUGCACGACUGUGUGAAGACGCACUCACGAGACUUCGUAAUCCGCCACAAUCUCCAAUUGACAUCGACCAUCCUGGUGUUCGGCACAGCAUCUCUAUGUACUUGAAAUGUCCGGCGGAGUUGUAA
Messenger RNA from Suillus bovinus, 879 nucleotides. RefSeq lists its product as uncharacterized. The record is from RefSeq and is a predicted model, not a curated record. Lineage: Eukaryota; Fungi; Basidiomycota; Agaricomycetes; Boletales; Suillaceae. The transcript is spliced from 3 exons. The coding region runs from base 1 to 879 and encodes 292 amino acids.